AUGUCUACCAGCAACUGUAGUUUCAAGGACCCGUGCGUGUCCAUCCUGCGUUGCAAAUUCUGUAAACAAGUGCUCAGCUCAAGGGGAAUGAAGGCUGUUUUGCUGGCUGAUACUGAAAUAGACCUUUUCUCUACAGACAUCCCUCCUACCAAUGUGGUGGACUUCAUUGGAAGAAACUAUUUCACUGAAAUCUGCAAAUGCAAACUGAAGGACAUUGCAUGUUUGAAAUGUGGGAACACUGUAGGUUAUCAUGUCAUUGUCCCAUGUUGUUCCUGCCUUCUUUCCUGCAACAAUGGACAUUUCUGGAUGUUUCACAGCCAGUCAGUUUUUGGUAUUAACAGACUAGAUUCUACAGGUGUAAAUUUCCUACUCUGGGGCAAUUUGCCAGAGAUAGAAGAGAAUCCAGAUGAAGACUUGUCAGUCAUCCCAAUGGAGGAGUGCAUUAGAUGAGUGGAAUUACAACACAUAUCAUAUUCAGACUUUUUCCUAUGUAAAAUAUAUACUAAUGGAUCAACUUUAAAAUUAUUAAUGAGGACUUGCCAGUGAUUUCUGUUUUUGAAAAAAAAUGAGACAUUUGUUGAUUUAUUUAUUUGCCAUCUCAUAUUAAUCACCUGAGUUUAAUUUGAGCCAAUGUGAUUCUUUUCUUUUUCGCUUCUACUUCUCCUCCUCUCUCCACCCCUCUACCCAAUAUAGGUGUAUUCUUAAAUUCAGAUAGAAGAUUCUUUCAUGUGUAACUCAGCUUCCUCCCAACCAGGGAGAGCUUUUCUUAUAACUAGAAGCCAAAUACCAUUAUUUUUACAUUCCUGAAUAAAGGGCAUUAGUACCUACACACACACAUCAACCAUACAUAUAACCAUGCAUACAUGACAAAUUCAACAGGGAAUUAGAGCUUGACCAGGAAUUUUUAAAAACAGGCUGUUCGGUUUCCAUGGGUACUGGUUAUCCAAUGUUAUAUUGGUGAAAACUACUUGAAUAUGGAGCAAGACCUUGUGAAUCAGCAAACAGAAUAAAUUAAAUUUGUGGAGAAAUCGUCUUAAUUCCUCAGCAUGACGUCACAUAAAUGAAAUUGUCAGAAAAUGAUCAAUCUGUACUGUUUACCAAUAUUAUAUAUUGACAUUCCUCUGAAGUCAUAUGGACAUUGUAUUAUAAAAGCCAGAUGAAUUAAACCUGUGUCUAAGCUAUCCCAUUCUUUAGGGAUUUCCAUGUAAAUAGCAGAUUUUAGAUGUGAGUAGUCUCAGAUGAACCCUUAAAUAGAAAAAAAUUAAAGUGGUUUGCUUAAGCCACUGUACAGUAUAAAGAGAGUUGUUUGUUUGUUUACGCUGCAUUCAGAGCCACAUAGGAAUAGGAAAUUCAGAUGGUGCUGAAUUCUGGUUGUAUGUACAGCUAAAAUCAAUGUGUUUCCUUAGCCAAUAUCUCAGCUUAGAGGCAUUUUGUCAAUAG
This is a messenger RNA of Manis pentadactyla (Chinese pangolin), 1440 nucleotides long. Its product is annotated as protein FAM72A-like. Lineage: Eukaryota; Metazoa; Chordata; Mammalia; Pholidota; Manidae. The record is from RefSeq and is a predicted model, not a curated record. The transcript has a single exon. Bases 1 to 450 code for a protein of 149 amino acids. Gene Ontology annotation, cellular component: cytosol.